Messenger RNA from Anopheles aquasalis, 1251 nucleotides. RefSeq names its product fork head domain-containing protein FD4-like. The record is from RefSeq and is a predicted model, not a curated record. Gene Ontology annotation, molecular function: DNA-binding transcription factor activity, RNA polymerase II-specific; RNA polymerase II cis-regulatory region sequence-specific DNA binding. Lineage: Eukaryota; Metazoa; Arthropoda; Insecta; Diptera; Culicidae. Gene Ontology annotation, biological process: anatomical structure morphogenesis; regulation of transcription by RNA polymerase II; cell differentiation.
AUGCCGAGGCCAUCCCGUGACACGUACGGCGAUCAGAAGCCACCGUACUCGUACAUCUCGCUCACAGCGAUGGCGAUCUGGUCAUCGCCCGAUAAGAUGCUGCCACUUAGUGACAUCUACAAGUUCAUCACCGAUCGGUUUCCGUACUACCGCAAGAACACGCAACGCUGGCAGAACUCGUUGCGCCACAAUCUGAGCUUCAACGAUUGUUUCAUCAAGGUACCGCGGCGACCGGAUCGUCCGGGCAAGGGAGCCUACUGGGCACUGCAUCCUCAAGCCUUCGAUAUGUUCGAAAACGGGAGUUUGCUGCGACGUCGCAAACGCUUCAAGCUACACAAAACGGACAAAGACAUUCUGAACGAGGAGUUGGCGGCGUUGGCCAACAUUAACCGGAUCUUUCUCGCCCAAAACUCGGCCGAUGCUUACUGUCCCACGGGGGUGGCGGCAGCACCACCGGCUGCUGCUGCUGCUGCUGCGGCGGGCAUGCUGUCCGAACCGGGUAUUAUCUUGCAUCAUCCGACGAGUAUGUUGCCCUCGCCACCGCUGGAACCACAUUCGCCAGUGUCGGUUCCGGGACCGAUAUCACCGGUCACUGCCAUUACCGACACGGGGACGAUAUUAAAACGGAGGACACCGCUGCGUCCGAAGCGAUCGUUCACCAUCGAGAGUCUGAUCACACCCGAACAGGAAGACGACGACGAAGAAGACGAGGUGAUCGAGGUGCACGAACGGGAUGAUAGUCGAUCGCCAAACAGUUCGGCACAUCUUCACCACCACCAUCAUCAUCCGGCGCUACAAUUGCAUCAUUCGGCGGGUGGACAGCAUGGAUCCUCCACGCAGCUUCCGCCUGCCAGUAGCCUUCCCGGGGCCAACAUACCUCCGUUCCUGCAGUACACUCAUCCGGCUCUGGCCGGGUACGAGUUGCCCAUUCAUCCGCUGCUCAUGAUGGGCCCAUUGGGAGCGAUCCCUCCCCACUACUUUCACCACAGUUCCUACCACAGUCUGGCGGCGGCGCAUCAUCAUCAUCACCAUCAGCAGCAGCUGCACCAUCAUCACCUUCAUCAUCAGAUGCUCCAUGGUACGGGGAAUCAUCAGCAUCAGCAGGGCGCUGGUAUCAUCGGCGGAAGCGCCGGUUCUGGCUCUGGGAGUCGAUCACCAACGGGUUCGACCACCGGUCCGGACAGUCCCCGAUCAGCCGGUGGCCCCACCGAUCUCAGUCGACCUCUCGGGCCGGCCCUUCGUAGCGUUUGA